Symbiodinium necroappetens is the source of this 373-nucleotide messenger RNA. The record is from the annotation of a GenBank genome assembly. NCBI's taxonomy places the organism in Eukaryota, Dinophyceae, Suessiales, Symbiodiniaceae.
GAGACACCUUGGAGCCGCGGCACAAGUGGCUGUAUCUGCGUAUCCGUCGCUCUUGCGGUGUGGGAGAAACUACCUCGUGGGCGAGCUCUGUAUCCUGGAAGUCCUUCAGCUUAUAGGCGCUAUAUGCGCUUUUCAGCGCGGCACCCCCGUGGCCGACCUUAUGUGGCGAAUGCGGUUGAGAUCACAGGUGACCUUAGAGCACUACCUGCAGGAGAUGACAGGGUAUUCUGUGAUCCCGUCUUUGCCCUACGAGACUCGCCGAAGGAUCGAGGUUGCGAACUGUUUCUUCCGUGCCGUUGAGGAGAGGGCCAUCUACUACAGGGCGGCGCGCCUUGCGGCCUCUAGUGGUGUGGAGGCUGCCGCUCGAGCCUAA